GCGCCCAAGGCGCUUGGGACAGACGCAUGGUCUACAUCUGCCUCCUCCACGCUGGCAAGUUCUCGACGCCGGUGCAGCCAUACGCGUCGGUCACGCUCGAGGGCGAGUGGGGAACGUCCUCGUGCAUCGUGCGCGGGCGUGACGUGCGCCACUGCCCGCGCGACAAGGCGCAGGGCCGGCACAAGUGCUGGGAGCGCGAGUGCCUGGACGAGACGGACUUUUGCGCCGCGGAGUGGCGCACGAACUGGACCGAGGCGACCAAAAAAUCCUUUUGGGGCUACGACCUCAACGCGACGGAGGUGCAGCCGCGGUGGCACAAGGAGGAGAUGGCGCACACGUGCUGCCACUUCCCGCCCGCGCUGAACCUGCUCAAGGCGUCGCGCGACGCGGAUGGGUGGGACGCCGCCCGGGCGCGCGUGGACCUGUGGGACGAGGACUGGCUCAACUCGAACGACUACCUCGGCGGCGCGUGGGUGCCGAUCGAGCACACGACGGCGCGCGAGGCACUCGACCUGAACAUCGAGGAGCACAAGGAAGACCACUCGCUCUCGGGGCGGAACCUCUCCCUCCGCGUCCUCGUCUCGUGGCCCCGCCCGGGCGGCUUCGCAGUCUCGCGCGAGUGGAACACCGAGCCGCGCAGGUGGAUCUCGUCCGGCAUGUCGGCGACGACCGCAGACCCGCCCUGGGAGGAGCACGGAGCCUCCUUCGACCACGACGUCACGUCCGUCCUCGGGGCGCAGGACUCCUUCGCCUUCACCGACCAGCUCUGCGCUUGCGACUGGACCGACGAGCACUCGUGCCCCGGCCAGCCUGCGGGCAGCGGCCAGCCGCCCUUCGCCACCGACGACGGCUCCGAGUGCUUCCGCUUCUGCUGCCCGCCGACCGCCGCCUCCCGCUCCCUCCCCGUCGCCGCCCCCCCUCCCUGCGGCUGCGGCUGGACGUCGGACUGGGCCUGCCCCGCCAAGGGCGCUCCCGGAGCAAAGGGCCUGGCACACGACGACGGCUCGGCCUGCUACCAGUUCUGUUGCGAGGAGGGCGGCGCCUCCUCCGCCACCUUCUGGGCGCUCGCCGGCGAGCAGGAGGCUGCGCGCCCUUCGAGCGCCGCCGCUGCCGCGAUGCCCCUCGGGGCACUCCCGCCGGCCGCCCUCGCCGCCCUCGCCGCCCUCGCCGUUCGCGCGAGGAGGCAGCGGCGAGGCGCCCUCGUGUAGAGCCGAGAGCCGGAGCGGAGCCCGCCCCAAACCUGUGGAGCAUAGCCCGCCCCAUACCUGCACCGAAACGCCUCUGAGCUAAUGUGCCAUCCGCAACCGUAUUAUCUGUAAGGGGGGGGGGGGGGAGGGGCGCGCGCAAGAUAGCAAGAUACGCGGGGCGAGAUGUGUGAGUCCUGAAUGACGUUGACGAGAAGGUAUUGGCUCGAGUAUAGCGAGCGAAGGGGAGUGAGUUCAUACGGUUGAGUGUGUACAGGUGUAGAACGAGAGGAGAGUGUGUGAGAGCGAUGGAACAUGCCAAAUGUGCUCAACGUGCUCCGUCUGCGUGUUGUGUGAUCUGUGAGACAAACUACUGAAAAUGGGG
This is a messenger RNA of Emiliania huxleyi CCMP1516, 1569 nucleotides long. RefSeq lists its product as hypothetical. The coding region runs from base 27 to 1208 and encodes 393 amino acids. The record is from RefSeq and is a predicted model, not a curated record. The transcript has 3 exons. NCBI's taxonomy places the organism in Eukaryota, Haptophyta, Isochrysidales, Noelaerhabdaceae.